Messenger RNA from Aegilops tauschii subsp. strangulata, 2231 nucleotides. Its product is annotated as geraniol 8-hydroxylase-like. Gene Ontology annotation, molecular function: heme binding; oxidoreductase activity, acting on paired donors, with incorporation or reduction of molecular oxygen; iron ion binding. Lineage: Eukaryota; Viridiplantae; Streptophyta; Magnoliopsida; Poales; Poaceae. The record is from RefSeq and is a predicted model, not a curated record.
AAGAGUCGUUUGUGUUAUUUUGACAUAUCGCAAACAGUUCAUCCGAAUGACAUGUAUGUCGUAUACCGCACAUAUCUUGUUAUGGGGAGUCGUUUAUGUUAUUCUGCCUCAUCACAAAUAGUUCAUCUGGAUGAACUAUAUGUCGUGUAUCCCACACAUAACUCGUUUCUGAAUCGUGCUUGAUAGAUCACACAUUGCACACAAUUCAUUUUCUUAGGCCCAAUCUGCAUUAGUGGAGGAUUCCUACUCUGAUGCGCUGCUCCGCUAGGUACUUAGCACGACGACUUCCUGAUUGUCUACUACAACAAGGUUUGUCCGGCUCCGGCAUGGGAGAGGCGAUGACGGUGGCGCAUCUUCGGCUUGUAGUCGUCGCUAGAUGGUCCAUGAACUUGGUUUUAAAUUUUAUUACCUCUUGUGUUCGUUGUACUGUCAUGAUUGAAAAUGAAUAGGAUUGAAAGUUUCUCAUCAAAAGAAUUCUAAAAUGUUGAAUUUUGAUUUUUGUCCACCGCAGUACAGACAUUUACGGACGAUUCCGUGAUCCGCGUGUUGGAGAUCGUGGAGUGCAGUCAGGAAACACCAAAGACGCGCGCGCGCGCACACAGCAAGCGUUUCCCAGGUGUGUCACCCAAGGUGCAUAAAAUGAACUCGAAAGAAAGAAGAAUCAGUUGUCUGAAAAUAACAAAAGGGAUUGGACAUUAGAGUGUGCGCCACCAAAGAUCACUCUGAAGCCAGAAAUGUUCUUCUUACUCGUCCUUGCGUCCUGCUUUCUGCUCAUCCUCUUCUCCUCCUACGUGUUGGGAAUGCUCGCCGACGCCCGCCGCCGUCUUCCACCUGGCCCGAUGCCGCUCCCUGUCAUCGGGAAUCUCCUCCACGUUGCGAGCUGGCUCCCGCACCGCUCCCUGGCACGCCUCGCCGAGCGUUACGGCCCGCUGAUGACUGUCCGGCUAGGGACGGCCGUCGUGAUCGUGGCCUCAUCCCCAAGCGCCGCCCGUGAGGUUCUCAGGACGCACAAUGCGAGCAUCACCGGCCGCAAUGCUCCUGACGCGUGGAACGGGAUGGGCCACGCCGCAAACUCGGUGUUCAUCCUGCCACCGGGCCACAGGUGGCGCGCGCUGCGCAGGAUAGGCACCGAGCACUUGCUGUCGCCGAGGCAGCUGGAUGGCCUACGGCCCGUGAUGCGGGGCGCCGUUGACCGCAUGCUCUGCCAUGUCUCGGAGAUGGCGGCGGCCGUGUCCGCCGGAGCGCCGGUUGAGGUCGGCCGAGCGGUAUUCGCCGCAAUGGCGGACCUCCAGUGGCGCGCCAUGUUCUCCUCCGGCCUUGACGCAGCCACCACGCGCGAGCUGCACGCCGUCGCGCGGGAAGCUGCCCUCCUGGCCCUGAAGCCCAAUGUGUCGGACUUCUUCCCGGCGCUCGCCGCACUGGACCUUCAGGGCAUCCGGCGCAGCAUGACGAGGCAGCUGGGAAAGGUUUACAGGCUGAUCGACCAAGAGAUCGACCAGCGGAGGCGAGGCCGGGAAGCGGGCAGCGUCGACGGGCGCGAGAAGGACGACCUGCUGGACGUGAUGCUGCAAAUGUGCGAGGUGGACGGGGCGGCGGUGAUGAACCAAGACUCUAUGAGAGCAUUUCUUACGGAUCUAUUUCUUGCGGCCAUCGAUACCGUCUCGGGCGCGAUCGAGUGGGCAAUGGCAGAGUUAUUACAAAAUCCAGAAACCAUGAAGAAGCUAAAAGAGGAACUUAGUAGAGUUCUUGGCUCGAAGGAACAUGUUGAAUACUCCGAUAACCUUCCUUACCUGCAAGCAGUCGUUAAGGAAACUCUCCGUCUGCACGCAGUUGUGCCGUUGGCACCUAACAAGGUUGAGCAGACAGUAGAGAUACAAGGGUACACCAUCCCCAAGGGAAGCACCGUGAUUGUGAAUCUGUGGGCCAUCCAUCACAAUGCUCAAGUAUGGACAGAGCCAGACAAGUUCAUCCCUGAGAGGUUCCUGUGUAAGGAGGUAAAUUUCCAAGGUAUGGACUUUGAAUUCAUGCCCUUCAGUGCUGGAAGGCGCAUCUGCCUAGGGUUGCCGCUCGCUACUAGGAUGCUUCCUGCCUUGCUAGGCUCGUUGUUGCACCGUUUUGAGUGGACAUUGCCCGAAGAGGCCAUGAAAAUUGGUGUUGAUAUGUCCGAGAAGCUUGGGUUAACAAUGUCUAUGGCGACUCCUCUCCAAGCUAUAGUAGUGAAGACAUUAUAA